Messenger RNA from Lathyrus oleraceus (garden pea), 1755 nucleotides. RefSeq lists its product as uncharacterized. The transcript has 2 exons. The record is from RefSeq and is a predicted model, not a curated record. The coding region runs from base 1 to 1755 and encodes 584 amino acids. Gene Ontology annotation, molecular function: zinc ion binding; nucleic acid binding. NCBI's taxonomy places the organism in Eukaryota, Viridiplantae, Streptophyta, Magnoliopsida, Fabales, Fabaceae.
AUGGUUGACAGACACAGAGGUCGUGGUAGACCCAGAACCCAGAAUUCAGACUCUGAACCGCCAAGUGAUAGUGAAGGUUUUCAAUGGCCUCAGUUUGUACAACAGAUGCAACAGCAACAGAACCAAUUCAUGCAACAUAUGAUGCAACAGUGGAAUGGUGGUUUGCAUCCUCAAGGGGUUCCACAAGAAGCUGCAGGUGGUAGUUUCCGAGAUUUCUUCCGCAUGAAUCCUCCUGAAUUCCAUGGUGGGUUGAAUCCUGUGAAGGCUCAGGAGUGGAUAACCAGCAUGGAAAGGAUUUUUCAGAUAGUGCAUUGUAGUGAAGAGAAUAAGGUUGUAUUUGCUACUCCCAUGAUGAAGGGUCAAACUGUGAGAUGGUGGGAGAGUGCUUCGACUCUUAUGACCAAUCAAGGAGUACCUAGGGAUUGGGAGCAUUUUAAGACUAUUUUCCUAGAUAAGUAUUUUCCUAGUUCUUUGAGGACUCAGAAAGAGUUUGAGUUUCAACAGCUUAGACAGGGUACUAUGACAGUAGUUGUGUAUGCUGAGAAGUUCGAAGAUAUGGAUGCUUAUUCUAGGCAGGCCGCAUACGCACCUGAUGAGAGGUGGAAGAUUGAUGAGUUUCUUUUUGGUCUGAGGGGUGAAAUUUCUCAUAGUGUUUCUCAAAGGGAAUUCACUUCUUAUGCUGAAUUGUUAAGGCAAUGGUAUGUGACUGAUAACAGUUUGAAGAAAGUUCAAGAAGAAAGGGAUCGGUAUAGGAGUAGACAGAGAGACCAAGGGAGGCCAGGUAUCCAGUUCAGGCCUAGACCUCGGGCUUUCAAAGGAAAACAGGUGCAACAUGCAAGACCUAACCAUCCUCCUCAAUGUCAAGUGUGUAAGAAGUCUAAUUUUGGAAGAUGUGUUGGAAGUGGAGUUAGAUGUUUUACUUGUCAAAGGGAGGGACACAUGUCUAGGGAAUGUCCCCGGAAUAAGAAUCAGAUGCAAGGGAGGAGCACCGGUCGAGUUUAUACUUUGGAUGCAAGGAAGGCUAAGAGCAACAAUGCCUUAAUUGCUGCAAUUCCCUUGUCUCCUCCUAUGGUGGUUACUACCGCCAUGGAUGAUGUAGUUGAGACACCGUUGAUUUGUGAAAAUUGUUCGCUCUCGGUGAAUGGUAGAAUUUUCCAGAUUGAUCUUAUUUGUUUACCACUUAAGAAGGUUGAUGUGGUUUUGGGGAUGGAUUGGCUUUCCGUCAAUUCGGUGUUUAUUGGAUGUGAAGAGAAGAUGAUUAUCAUUCCAUCUAGUGAAGCUACUCUAACGGAUGUAUUAACUACUAUCUUAGAAGGUACGGUUGGCAUGGUUAAUUUCUUAUUUGAGAAGGAAAAGUCAGUUCUCUUGGUACUUACCAAGGAAUCUAGCGAUAAUCUGAGUGUUACACAAAUACCUGUUGUUUGUGAAUUUCCGGAAGUUUUCCCCGAGGAUGCCACCUCUCUUCCUCCUAAAAGGGAAGUGGAAUUCUCUAUUGAUCUAAUACCUGGGACAACUCCAAUCUCCAUUUCUCCGUAUCGCAUGGCGCCAGUCGAGUUGAGAGAGUUGAAGAAUCAAUUGGAAGAAUUAUUAACCAAGCAUUUCAUCCGACCUAGUGUCUCUCCAUGGGGAGCUCCAGUGUUAUUAGUAAAGAAGAAGGAUGGUAGUAUGCGGUUGUGUAUUGAUUAUCGCCAGUUGAAUAAAGUUACCACUAAGAAUAAGUAUCCCCUGCCAAGGAUAAACGGUUUGUUAGAUUAG